Molecule: messenger RNA, 1623 nt
Organism: Talaromyces atroroseus
Lineage: Eukaryota; Fungi; Ascomycota; Eurotiomycetes; Eurotiales; Trichocomaceae
Exons: 9
Coding region: 1-1623 (540 amino acids)
Biological process (GO): transmembrane transport
Cellular component (GO): membrane
Molecular function (GO): transmembrane transporter activity
Source: RefSeq, a predicted model, not a curated record
AUGGAGGACAAAGAGACAGGCCGUCUCUCCGCAGAUGCCGAUGGCCCAACUUUCUCUCCCAUAACAGCUUCGUCCGAGAAGGACCACGGCGAAAAUCAUCUGCAAAAAACCAAAUCUCAAGCUUCCCUGAAUAUCCAACGGUCAAUCUCGCGCACAGACGGAUACAGUAUCACCGCUCCAGAAGAUGACGAGGAGGAAGAGCAGCAGCAGCAGCAGCAAGAACCAGAAAAUGCAGAGACGACGGCGGAACUGGUGGUGAAAUGGGACGAGAACGACCCUGAAAACCCGAAGAAUAUGAAUUAUGCGAGAAAAUGGGCAAUUUGCUUGGUUGUGUGUUUGGGCUCCGUUUGUGUCCAAAUAACCAAGGAAUUCCACUGCUCCGAUGAGGUCGCAACGCUCGGCUUGACGUCGUUCAUUUUUGGGCUUGGCGUUGGGCCGUUGUUUCUAGCCCCUUUGUCGGAAUUCUUUGGUCGCCGUAUCAUCUAUAUCGCUUCGUUUUCGUUUUAUGUCAUCUGGAUGAUUCCGUGCGCAGUGGCGCAAAAUAUACAAACCUUGAUUGUUGUGCGGUUUUUUGGCGGGCUUUCCGGUGCGGCUUUCCUGAGCGUCGCCGGCGGCACCGUGGGUGAUAUGUUCCAUCGCCAUGAGCUGGCGGCGCCGAUGAUGGUGUUUACGGCGAGUCCAUUUUUUGGUCCUCAGAUUGGUCCUUUGGUUGGAGGUUUCAUCAAUCAAUACACCACUUGGCGAUGGACGUUUUAUACCUUGCUUAUUUGGUCUGGAGUCCAGUUAAUUGUGAUAUUUUUCCUCGUCCCCGAAACCUAUCACCCAGUACUUUUGAAACGUAAAGCUAUCAGACUCCGCAAAGAAACCAGGGAUCAGAGAUAUUACGCUCCCAUCGAGAAACUGGACAGAUCUGUCGCUCAGACUGUAAUACGUUCUUGCUACCGGCCCAUGUUGCUUCUCACCCAGGAGCUGAUGGUUUUGUGUCUGUGUCUGUACUCGGCCAUCCUAUUGGGUAUUCUAUACAUCUUCUUCGGCGCAUUCAACCUAGUCUUUACCGAGGUGUAUGAUUUCAAACUGUGGCAAGUCGGAUGCACUUUUCUGGGAAUUUCCGUUGGAAUGAUGGUGGCUGUUUCGACAGAUCCGUUGUGGCGGAAGAACUACCUUCGCUUGCAGCGCAAUCACGAGAACGCGGUGGGCGAGAAGGGAGAGACGAUGCCCGAAUGGCGUCUUCCCCCAGCAAUUGCAGGCGCUCCUCCCGUGACGAUUGGCAUCUUCAUUUUCGCCUGGACAGCGUAUCCGCAUAUCCCCUGGAUCGCGCCGGUUAUUGGGACGGCGGUGUUUGGAAUGGGUGUCAUUCUCGUCUAUUCGGGUAUCUUCACGUUCCUGGUUGAUGCGUACCCUGAAUUUGCAGCGAGUGCGCUGGCCGCCAACAGCUUUGCUCGAUCGAGCUUUGCUGGCGUCUUCCCUCUAUUUGGAACGUACAUGUAUAACCGACUCGGGAUUCAAUGGGCGUCUUCAUUAUUGGCGUUUUUGACAUUGGCCAUGGUUCCAUUUCCGUAUAUAUUCUUCCGAUACGGCAAACAACUACGCCAGAGGAGUAAAUUUGCGACUUCUCUGAUAUAA